AUGCGCUCAUCCCUACACUUAUUGCUCCUUUCUCUGGCUGGUUUGAAUGGAAAAAAUUAUAAAAAUUCAUCUUUUUUCUAGCCGGAAUCAAUGGUCAACAUAUUUUCAAACUGUCCACCUUCAAAUCGGAACUCAAAUCGACGCUGACAAAUGUGGAAGAUGGCGCCUUUCUAUUCAUUUCCUCCAGUGAUGAUUCUAACUAUCUCAGGAACAUUCAAAUUGAAACUGCUGGAACUCAAUUCAAGUGAUUGCCAUUGCUCAUUCCUUUGAUAACGAUUAGAAAUUCAGUGCAUUGGAUAUUUCUAAUCGAUUUUUCUCCGGUACAUCAGGACGGAAAAUUGGAUUAAAAGUUCUUCGUGGCUUGUCGAUAACGACUACAAAUAAUAAUACGAUUUCUAGCAAGCUUUUUGGACAGUUGUACGUCACUACCGCAGCUCAGGCUCAAGGUUUUGAAGAUUUUUGGAAUAUUUGGCAGUCCUAAAAGCAGCACCAGAACGGUUUCUUAACAUUUUGGCAGUACUAAAAGCAGCACCAGAGUGAUUUUCGUUAGCUAUUCCUAUUGGAUCGACUUAAGUUUUAGCGCCAAAUUUAUCAUUUUAUAACCAUAAAUAUUGACGUGAGCUCCAGCUAGGUCAAUCUGAUAUCCGAUUAGUAUUGAAGAAAAUUUUCUUCCUAUUCAACCCUAUUCAGAUCCGAACUUCCAAGUUUACGACGUCGUUGCCCGUGAAACCAUCACUCCGACUGAUAAUUUGAGCAAAACUUAUGUUCUUUUCAAUGUUCACAACUACUCUGUCGACAGCUCCUACCCUUACUAUUCCUGCAUAAUUUCCAACUUGAAACAGGACCCGGUUCGGAACUUUCUGAGUAAAAUUGCUGAAGUAAUCAUUUUAGAACAGCAUCCUCGUGAUGAAUACCGGUAUACCUGGACAGCGAUUACGCAAUAUUACCAAAUUUUUUGUCAAUCCUCUCGAUGAGAUUGCUUUUGGGCAGUGAGUGUCGUUUUCCUUUUUGAAGCCGCACAAGAAAAUAAGAGACCGAACCGCGCUCAGGAAAAGUCUAGCCACUGGUCAAUCGGGAGGUCGAUACAAGUAGGUACCGGGUAGUGACUUGAAGUCAAUCGGUGGUCGUUUGUAUGUGACCGGGUACCAUCUCUCUCGUACCUGAAUACUACCGGCAAGGUAUCGGAAUGCUACCGAGUAAGAAUCCUGACCAGCGUAUGCUUUCCGGCACCAUGAAAGUAGCAAAUAAGUACUGCCCGGUAGCUACCUCACGAGCGGUCGCUAUCCGGUACCUACUUGCAUCGACCUCCCGAUUCACCUUUGGCAUUUGUAAGAGGGAUUAGACACAGAACAACACUCGUUCCAAACCAACUGUUGCACACUUCUCAAUUAUAUUUUUCAGCUUCUUCACGAACAUCGAGCCUCUAUCCAUUCCUCUACCCGUUUUCUACAUUACUGGAACUCUAGGUGGCCCAACUUUCACCAUGGAAUCUGGAUCAAGUACUUUUCACAUCAAUAAAUAGUGAUGAAAGUCUUUCUUUAUAGUCCCAGCGACUACCAUCAACACAACCGCCGUAUCGACUUCUGGCCUGAUUAUGGUCAACGACGACGAAAUCGCUCAGAACUAUACUGUUAAUUUCAACGCCGAUCCAGCUUAUGAUGGAGUUUGUGGGUUCAUGGUAAGCUUCUAGAAGUUGAAUGAAGUUAAAAAGAAACAUUUGAAGACAAUUUUCUUUUUUCAGUACGUCUCCGAAUUGCUCAAAGGUGUCGAAGUCCAGAGCGGCCUUUAUGGCCUCAAAGGCGGAUUCACUGGCUUCAAGUGAAAAACUUUCUUUUUGAAAUGAAAUAAAUUGUAAGUUGCAGUCUUGAUGACGGGCUCUCUUAUGCUGCUGGCGAGAUGGAAGGUUACGGACGGAUGGUCAUGGUUAAUGCUACCGCGCCAAAUAUGGGUUUCUACAGCUACCAAUAUUAUAACUUGAGUGAGUUGAAAACAAACGAAACAAUCAGAAAUGUCUCUUCUUCUUGAAAAACCUGAACACUCCUACUACUAAGAACUUACUUCUUUAAAAACUUUCUGAGACAAAUUCUGUGACAAAUCUUUUUUCCUCUGGAUCAGAAGGUCACUUUGAAGCUCUUAAUCAAUAAGAAAGCCUUGCUGAUCUUCAUAUCACACAGGAACUUUCUUAUUGUAUUUUUCAGGAGGAGCGCUUCUGCCUACACCUUCUGCAACGCCGACAAACCCACCCACAAAUCCCGUAACUUCAAAAAUUCCUACCAUUACGACAGAAAAGGCCAUUAUUCCCACUACGACCAAAUCUGCUCACUUUGAAACAUUCUCCAUAUUAUUCGUUGUCCCCGUCUUUUUUCAGCGCUUUUUCUGA
Caenorhabditis auriculariae is the source of this 2380-nucleotide messenger RNA. The record is from the annotation of a GenBank genome assembly. Lineage: Eukaryota; Metazoa; Nematoda; Chromadorea; Rhabditida; Rhabditidae.